CCCAGCACUGGGAAACAUCCAUACACGGCCACUUUAGUUAAUUCAAGUCACCUUUAGCACAUAUCUUUGGACUGUGGGGGAAACAGAAGCACCCGGAAGACACCCACACAAACACAGGGAGAACAUGCAAACUCCACACAGAUAUGCCAACUGACUUAGCCGGGACUCGGACCAGCUUUCUGGUUGUGAGGUAACCACUGAGCCACCGUGUCGCCAACUUCUUUCAAAACCUUUAAGAAAUUGUAACAAUUCCAAACUUCUGAAGAGCAGUGUGACUCACUUGUUUUUGCGAUAAGUCAAAAGUGAAUGUCUAGACGUCUCAAACAUGACAAUAUGCAGCACUGAAGGUAAAGUGUCCCAUCUGUCACCUGUCUAACGGAGAGGCAGAGACGAGGAUAAUCAUCCCCUGACCAAGACGUUUUAAACUCCAGCAGGGAAGCAGGGAGGAGGAUAAGGAUUGUACUUUCAGUUUAAGAAGAUUAACCGAGUAGAAGAGCUCGCUCUCCAUCUGCAGUUUGCCUCGCACAUCCAGUGAUGUUAUAAUGACUAAAUCAUUGUUAUCUUGAUGUAAAUCCUGCAUCGAUGACCCUAUUGACAAUAAUGAUUUCGUGGAGAAGAACAAUUGAUGGAUUAGCCUGGCCUGGAUAAGUGCUGAAUUGGCUUCGUGGAUGUUGAAACGCUUAACUAGGGGAAAUGAAGACGCGACCCACAGGAAACACCUCCAAUGCUGACUGGAUGGGCUCCCUGUGCCCUGCCCUCACGUCAAUGCCCCUCAAACACCUGGCGGUUCCUGGCUCUCAUGAUUCCUUUAGUUUUUGGGUGGACGAACAAGCUCCAGUUGGUCCAGACCAGAAAGCGUAUGUCAAACACCUGGCUGCGAUAUUCCGUUUUCUGGCCAAGAAGGUGAUGAAGAAGUGGUCCAUGACCCAGAACCUGACCUUCAGGGAACAGCUUGAGGGAGGCAUUCGCUAUUUCGACCUGCGGGUGUCCUCUAAACCAGGAGAAGCAGGCCACGAGAUAUACUUCAUACACGGCCUGUUUGGACACAAAGUACGCGACGGCCUUAAUGACAUAAACAAUUUUCUCAACAUACACAAGAAAGAGGUUGUUUUUUUAGACUUCAAUCAUCAUUAUGCAAUGGGAGAGGAACACCAUCGUUACCUAAUCAAGAUGUUGCAGGACGUGUUCGGUCACAAGCUCUGCAGGAUCGAUGUGGUGGAGGAGAUCACUCUGAAUUAUCUGUGGGAAAAUAGAUACCAGGUACUGGUGUUCUACCAUCAUCCGUCUGCUGAGGGCUGUCCUGUGAUGUGGCCUGGUAGUAAAAUUCCUGCACCGUGGGCCAAUACUACAGACACCACCAAACUCAUCCAGUUCCUGGAGACCACGCUGGGUGAAAGAGCCAAAUACGGCAGCUUUCAUGUGUCGCAGGCUAUUCUAACCCCACGUGUCAAAACCAUCGCCAGGGGCCUGGUACAGGGUCUGAGGAACUACCUGGUGGAGAGGAACCUUCCGACCAUAAUGACAUGGGUUGAAGCACAGAAGCCUGGCAAAGAUGGAGUCAAUAUCAUUACGUCAGACUUUGUAGAACUUGUGGACUUUGCAAACACCGUCAUCAAGUUAAACACCCUCCUCAUUAAGGAUCGGGAUACCAAAUGACCAUUUUGGAGACCACCACGAAAAACUAAAGGCAUGCUUACCAUGAAUCACAUGGAAUUACAUAUGAGCUCAACACUUUUAUAUUUAAGUGCCAUCAGCCUUUGGAACUUAGAAGUUUCUUUAUUUAUACACAGGUUUUCACCUACAUUGUGUAUUUGUUUAUAGUUUUAGCAGAUUUGAAUAAAUAUUUUGAAAACA
This is a messenger RNA of Danio rerio (zebrafish), 1854 nucleotides long. Lineage: Eukaryota; Metazoa; Chordata; Actinopteri; Cypriniformes; Danionidae. The record is from RefSeq and is a predicted model, not a curated record.